Molecule: messenger RNA, 2113 nt
Organism: Helianthus annuus (common sunflower)
Lineage: Eukaryota; Viridiplantae; Streptophyta; Magnoliopsida; Asterales; Asteraceae
Exons: 8
Coding region: 207-1919 (570 amino acids)
Molecular function (GO): zinc ion binding
Source: RefSeq, a predicted model, not a curated record
AUAACGGAUGAGUUUAUAUGUAGAAUUCAUUAUUUUUUUCAUAAAAUGUGAAUUCACAUGUAUCAUAGUGUAAUGAUACUUGAGCUAAUUGAGUUCUACAUAAAGACAAACCCUGAAUUUCAGAUAUUUAUUUGAACACAUUUUAACUAAAUAUAAUUAUUAUAACUUUUAUUAAUAAUAAAAUAUGAUAACAAAUAGAAAAACUGAUGAUAUCAUCUUCAUAUAAAUACAUACCUGAUUCUCUCUCAAAAAACACACACACUCUUAAUCUCUCUCUCUCCCUUCCCCUCUCUCUCAUCAAAUUUUACAGGUGGCCAGAAAAGAUCAAAAUUCACCUCAAACUGCUGCAUGAAGUCAUGAAUUCUCAAGAAAAUAAUGUCACUAAAUCUGCAGGUGAAGAGGUGCAUAAUUCAAGUUCUUCUCAAACUGAAGAAGUUACAGUCCCUUUUCAAAUGGGUGAAAACUAUUUGAAAGAACAUGUGGUUUUGGAGAUGCCAUCAAGAACAACACAAUCAUCUUCCUCUCAUGAAUGUGUUCAAAUACAAAUGCCUCCACCACCUCCCCCACCACCCCGGUUUCACAAAAAAGUGAAUUUCGUUGAGGCGGCAUCACCCGAAACUUGUUCAUCAAGAAACAAAUCUCUAAAGAAAAAUCUUUUACCAGUAGUCUCGGGUUCUUUACCAGAGGAGAAAUCGUCUAUUGCAAGAUCAUGGUCACUCACAAAAAUGUUUACAAAGAUCACAACACCGUCUCUGCCUUUUACCCCAACUAGACAUUUGGACACUGAGCCGGGGUUGAGAAGAGCGGGUGGUUCACUUAAUUUGCAAACUAAAGUCCAUGACCAUAUAUAUCGGUCUCAAUCCGUGCCCAUCCUCGAUGAAGACACUCGUUAUAAGCGAAUGGAUGCCUUCUUUCGUGUGAUUCCUACAACUCCACGAGUGAAAGAGUUUGAUGCCAUGAAACCAACCCCUGCUUCUACAGACGACGAUGCCGAAGGGGAUGAUAUAGCCGAAGAAGAGGCGGUUUGUAGGAUAUGUUUGAUUGAGUUAUGUGAAGGUGGAGAAACCUUAAAGAUGGAAUGUAGUUGCAAAGGUGAACUUGCUUUAGCCCAUAAGGAAUGUGCCAUAAAAUGGUUUAGCCUAAAAGGUAACAAAACAUGUGAUGUGUGCCAUCAAGAUGUUGAAAAUCUACCUGUUACACUGCUAAGAAUCCAAAGUACCGUUAGAAACCGAGAUAACGGAACAACUGCACCCAAUAAUGAUUAUGUUGAAGUUAACGCGUACAGUGCUAUUUAUCGUGUGUGGCAAGAAGCACCAAUUCUUGUUAUCGUUAGCACGCUUGCAUACUUUUGCUUUCUUGAGCAGCUUCUUCUGGUUGGGAAGAUGGGUAGAAGUUCAAUUGCUAUAUCUCUUCCAUUUUCUUGUGUAUUAGGGCUUCUCACAUCCAUGAUUUCUUCUACCAUAGUGAAACCAAGAUUUGUAUGGUUAUAUGCAUCAAUUCAGUUCGCAUUUGUGGUCAUCUUUGGUCAUAUUUUUCUCUCUGUGGGUAAUCUUAAGCCAAUGUUAUCAAUUAUUCUUGCAACUUCUACGGGUUGUGGAGCUGCAAUAUGCGGUAGGUACAUUGUCGUGGAGGCCUUGAGGUUAGUAAGAUGGUGGCGUAGUAGAUCAAAUCAACAACGCGAUUCUUCAAUUGUUGAAAUCGCACCACCAUCACCAUCAGUGUUGGACACUCCACCACCAGUACCAUUGUCACCGCCACCACCGCCGCCACCACCAUCAUAUAUAGCUAAUGUGUCUCAUUCGGAUCCACCACAACAUGAAGCUACAUCACCACCACAAUUUGUGCCACCACCACCUCCGCCACCACCACCACCAACAUUGUCUCAAGUAUACCAAGUUGAAGUUAACUGGAAAGCUUGAAAGCUACAAAGAGAGUAACAAAGGUUAAGAUUAUGAGUUUGGAUUUUAUAUAUUAGUGUGUCGGGUUUGUGUUGUUUGUAUGAUAUUUACCAUUUGUUUUGUGGGAUUUUUUUUUGAAGAUAUUUAGUGGAGAUCUGAAGAUAUGUGGUGAAAUCUUGAUUAUUUGUUGAUGUUGGUUGAAAGUUUUUGUUGUA